Molecule: messenger RNA, 2160 nt
Organism: Anneissia japonica
Lineage: Eukaryota; Metazoa; Echinodermata; Crinoidea; Comatulida; Comatulidae
Product: E3 ubiquitin-protein ligase parkin-like
Exons: 10
Coding region: 128-1531 (467 amino acids)
Biological process (GO): negative regulation of protein phosphorylation; regulation of cellular response to oxidative stress; protein polyubiquitination
Cellular component (GO): Golgi apparatus; mitochondrion; cytosol
Molecular function (GO): ubiquitin conjugating enzyme binding; zinc ion binding; ubiquitin protein ligase activity
Source: RefSeq, a predicted model, not a curated record
CCUAUGUUAGAGGCCUAGUCGUCUGGUGUUGGCUAUUUCAGUUUCUAAAUUACAACAGUAGUCCUAGUCCAAGUUUCAGUAGUUGUAUUUAUUAUAGAUUAAAUUUUGGAAGUGUAUUUCGAAAAAUAUGUAUCAUCUGUUUAUGAGGUUGACCGAUGGAGAGAAGUUGUCAUUGAAUGUAAAUGAAGAUUGGACUGUUGCUGAAUUGAAACAGGCCGUCAUCAAGAAGGCGAUUAGCCUUAGUCAACAAAAUCCUGGGCCUGUUCAACCAGGCCUAGGCCUAGGUGAACAUGGUGCUAUACGAGUAAUAUUUGCAGGGGUAGAGUUGUUGGACUCGUUAACUGUUAAGGACUGUGACAUCCCAGAUGGAAGCAUAAUACAUGUUGUGGUAAAGAGACCAGGUCCCCUAAGCACUGACAAAGACCCUGAACGAGAGUCAGAUACACAUAGUUACUCAUCUCUUUUAACAAGUCUCUCAGAUUUAGAAGUUACAUCAAAGGUCCAUACAAAGACUCAAACUAUAGAACAUUCUUCUUCAAAGAGAAAACCGUGCUUUUACGUAUUCUGUAAAGAGACCUGUGGAGUAGUCACAAGAGGAAAGCUUCGAGUCUGUUGUCGCAAAUGUAAAAUGGGAGCAUUUACCGUCUUGCAGGAUGCUACAUGUUGGGAGGAUGUUCUCACUCCUGGAAAAAUUGCAGGCAGCUGUCAAUCAAAUGGUUGCUCUGGAGACCAGUCAGAAUUCUAUUUCAAGUGUGCAGAACACCAAACCAAAGAAGAUGACCGUGUCCCAGCUUUACACCUUGUAAAAACCAACACAAAAGAUGUACCAUGCUUAGCAUGUGAACAUGUAUUCGACCCUGUCCUCGUCUUCCCUUGUGAGUUGGGCCAUGUGAUCUGUUUAGAGUGCUUCAAACUUUACUGCGAAACCAAACUGAAUGAACGGCAGUUCAUCCAACACAACCAAAUUGGGUAUUCACUUCCUUGUCCAGCUGGCUGUGAGAAUUCCUUGAUUCAGGAAACCCAUCAUUUUAGGAUUCUUGGAAACGAUCAGUACAAUAAAUACCAAUCAUUUGCUACUGAAGAAUGUGUACUGCAGAAUGGUGGCGUACUCUGUCCAGCCCCAGGUUGUGGAACUGCAAUAUUUGCGGAUGAGGAUGCCCAAAGGCUUGAAUGCCUGCAACAUGGAGACAUUGGGUGUGGGUUUGUCUUUUGUCGUACCUGCAAAUUGUCUUACCACGAUGGAGAUUGUACAAACACGCUAACUGAAUUUGCACAUGGAUCGACUGGCUACCAGGUUGACUUGGCCAGGGUUGAAAGGGCAAGAUGGGAUCAAGCUUCCAGAAUGACCAUUCAGAAUACUACAAAACCUUGUCCAAAUUGCAAUUCUCCAGUUGAGAAAAGUGGUGGUUGUAUGCAUAUGCAAUGCCCAAGAGCCACUUGUAAAUUUGAAUGGUGUUGGCUGUGUUGUGUGGCAUGGAACAACGACUGCAUGGCCCUGCAUUGGUUCGGAGAAGACCCUUUCUUUUUAUAAGACUGGCUUCUCAAGUUAGUAAAAGCAUUUCAGUAACCAAGUCUUUAAAUAUCCGUAGUAAAUACAAAAAUCCAUGGCACCUAAUAAUUUGUCUUGAGUGUAAAAUAUGGGUUGCUUAAAUACAGGUACAGGAUAAUAAAAGCUGUAUUGUUGAUCAAUAUAUGUUAGACAUUUGAUGGUAUAAACUGAAGAGUAUAUUGUAUUAUGUUCAGUUGUCAUAUAUGAAAAGUGUUUCUAAAUAUGAAAAUAGACAACAUUUUUUUAUAGUUAUGCAUGUUUUAAUACCAAAGGUAGAUUAUAAUUAGCUCAUAUAAACACCAUUAUCAUAAAUUCACACGAAUAUUUGUAUAAAAACCAGUAUCUGUUUUUGAUCAUGGUCUGAAAAUACAGUCACUGCAACUUAAUUUUUAAAAUUGUUUAUUUGGUGGAGAAAGAAAAAAUACAAUGCAAUAAGUAAGGAGACAUUUAAAAACUUUACAAACGUUAAAAUUGACAUCUUUUCCAAAAAGAUACAGCAGAGGACCAGGGUAACCCAUAAAAGUUGUGUAAUGCUGAUGCACAUUAUAUGCUGCAGAAGAGAGCAUACUUCUGAAAUAUACGUAUAAUAAAUUUUAUAUAUAAAAAAAAAA